Molecule: messenger RNA, 1784 nt
Organism: Caenorhabditis sp. 36 PRJEB53466
Lineage: Eukaryota; Metazoa; Nematoda; Chromadorea; Rhabditida; Rhabditidae
Source: the annotation of a GenBank genome assembly
AUGAUAAAAUCGCCGUUGGAUACGUUCGGCGAGUGGGCCGACAUGUCGGUUUUUCUCGAGAUGAAGCCGCGCAACGAUCUGGCGUCGUUGUUCGUCGACGUACCGCCCGGAUUCCGGGAAAAAGAGGCGACCGGCAACGAGGAGAAUAGACGAAUGUACGGUUUUUCAAAAAACAAGUAAAAAAGAAGUUUGACAUUUCCGUGUUUUCUGUGAUUUGCGGGUUCCAAACUGAUAGCAUGCAAGAGUUUUCAUCCCAAGUUUGCAUUAUUAACUUUCCUAUUUCAGAAAGUACGCGGACCUGAACGUGGUGAACAUCACCGACAAUUUCAUCCGGAUCGGAGCGCCGCCAACUCCGGAAUCGCUGCUCCGACGCGAAAGAGAGGCGGCCCAAUCGGCGGCGAACCCGCAAAAACAGAGCGGAUCCGUCGCAAGGGACCGGAGCAGCAGUGCCGGAUCCGCCAGGGGAGGGUCCCAACAGAACAGUCCCACCAAAAAGUGCAACAAUAACAGUGGAAAUAACAAGAAGGCGGCCAAGAAGAAUGAAAGGUGAACUUUUUUAUUGAGCUCUAGUAUUUGCUGAUUUCAAUGAAAAACAACGACUUUCCUAUUGAAAAAAUCUUUAAAAUUGAUCAUUUAUCGUAUUCCAGACCGGAACCGUCGAAACCGAUGCGUUACGGGGCGACUGUCCGUGACGUGACGAUCAAAGCAUCCACGCUUUGCUCGGCGACGUUCGCCGACAGCUCUGGCCGCAUUUUCAUGUGCAAAGUGGGCGUGGAGCCAUCGGACGACGGGCCGCUGGUCCAGAAGACCGCCCAUCGGCUGGCGGUAGAGGUGUGCAAAAAGGAGAAGUUGGAAGAGUUCGCCGCGAAAGCGCUGCCUAAAAUCUCGUGUGCCCGGUGCAAAAUGGCGGUGCUGUCGGAGGAGUACAUCAUGAAAAUCGGGUGUCUGCCCGACGACGACUUUCUCGAAACGACUCAAUCCGCCGAUUUCUACUGCCGUGACUCGUGCGGCGCCGCGUGUGACCCCGAAAAACACGCGCACGCUCGGAAGCGUCAGGAGCUGACGGCCGAUCCGACGUGGCUUCCGGACGAGAAAAAAGUGAUGAUCAGCUAUGCGAACUCGGUGGUGCACAAGACGAGUGUGCUCGAGGAGAAUGUGAUUGUGGACGAGCGGAAGAACAUUCGGUGUGCCGGCUGCAAGUGCCAGUUGGGACGCAUUCAGAAAAGUACGCUUUUUUUCAUUCAUUUCCCCCUAAAAACAAUAAAAAUGCUGCAGACCACCCGGAGCUCUACUCGUUCAACCACAUCGCCACGCUCAUGACGGCCGGUCCCAAGAAGUUGGCGUUCGUGGACAAGACCGAUCCGAGCGCCCUCUCGAUCUACAUGUCCCAACUGAUUCUGUCGGGCUGCGAGGGCCAAUCCAGCAUGAAAUUGGUGAUUCGGACCCUGGAUAAAGUGCCGUACAUGCUCGUCUGGCUGCUCGAUUCGUACGUGGUCAUUGCGAACGGGACCCUCGAGGGAUUGCGAUCGGAAGAAGAGGAAGGAACCGUGCUGGUGCCGUUCCCGGCCAUCAAACUCCUCUACAAAGUGUUCAACAACCAGACGGCCGCCAGCGAUCCACGUGCGAACGGUGAGGACACUUCCGUCGGACUCGUCGACAUUCCGUUGCCGUGCUGCGAGCUACUCAUCGAGCUCUUGCUUCGCAGCUCCUUGCGGUCCCCGCCCGCUUGUCGUGCUGUCGGACAGUUCUUCGUCGGAUACUUGCAGAUCGACGAGCACAUCUAA